Molecule: messenger RNA, 3067 nt
Organism: Octopus sinensis (East Asian common octopus)
Lineage: Eukaryota; Metazoa; Mollusca; Cephalopoda; Octopoda; Octopodidae
Product: organic cation transporter protein
Exons: 10
Coding region: 397-2088 (563 amino acids)
Biological process (GO): transmembrane transport
Cellular component (GO): membrane
Molecular function (GO): transmembrane transporter activity
Source: RefSeq, a predicted model, not a curated record
AGUCUCCAUGUAUCAGACUGAUGUUUGGGCUUGUCGCUGAACAGAGCUGAAGUCAAGAAACUCCCACUGUAACAUUUUCUUCAACAACAGAACAGUAACUUUAGCUAUCGCUACCACCUACUCUCACUUGUCACUCCUUACACGAACGUUGUCAGUAUUUACAACUUAUAGAAGCUGCAUUUAAUUUUCAAAUGUUACUUAACUCACUUCUACCUAUUCUAUUAGAUGCUUUUAAUUCAUCGAUUCCUUUACAACAAUAUUCUUAACAAUUGUAAUCUAUUAGUAAAUAUAUAUUUAAGAUUAUCAAUAAUCUCAAUAUAUUCACUUAAGUAAUUACCAUUUUAUGUUUUUGUUACUGUCUGUAUUUCAUCAAUAUUUUAACUGUUCAUCAUCAAUAUGAAGUUAGAUGAUUUACUUACUACCAUUGGGGAAUUUGGCCCUUACCAAAAGAAGAUAAAUGUCCUGGUUUGUAUACCAGCAAUAUCUGCAGCAAUCCAAGUAAUAAUUGUUGUCUUUAUAAUGGCCAUUCCAAAUCACAGAUGCCGUAUUCCGAAUCUAUCCAACGACACCUAUGAUAUUCAGAAUGAUUUUCACCAAUCUCUGAUAAAUAGGACGAUACCAUUUACCGUAAAGGACGGUGUGGAUGUGAUAGACAAAUGCCGCAUUUACUCUCCAUCCCAGAAUAUUUCGUACGAUGAGUACAAUCGCCCGAUAAAUGCCAGCUCAAUGAAAUGUCAGAGCUGGGUUUAUGACAAGUCAGUUUUUGAGAGCACCCUGGUGACUGAGAUGGACCUUGUCUGUGAUAAGCAGUUUGCCUCCACCCACGCGCAGAUGAGUGUGAUGGGGGGCUUCUUGGCAGGAGCAUUCAUCCUGGGGAGUUUAUCCGACAUAAUUGGUCGCCGGAAGAUUUUGCUGAUUUCAUAUCUUUUAAACAUUUGCACCAGUAUUGGCACCACCUGGGUUCCUGAAUUUAUUUCCCUGGCUGUGAUUCGUUUUGCACAAGGUAUAGCAUGUGCCGGAAUAAUUACAACGGCCUUUGUAAUAGGUAUUGAAAUAGUCGGUCCUACAUAUCGGAAAAUCACUGGAAUUCUUUUCGAGUUCUUUUUUGCUUUUGGAUUCGUCCUUCUCGCCGGUUUGGCCUACCUGAUCCGAGACUGGGAGUACUUAGAGUUGGCUGUGUCUCUUCCUUCAAUCACUUACAUAAUUAUUUGGUUAUACAUUCCAGAAUCCCCACGAUGGCUACAGAGUCAGGGAGAACGUGAACGAUUUGAAGAUGUUAUGCGGAAGAUAGCAGAAGGUAACGGCGUCGAAGUGUCACCAAAAUUGUUUGAUUCUUUAGAAUUUCGCGAAAAUGUCAAGUCAGUGCCAUUAUGGAUUAUAUUUACCUCUAAAAAACUAACGAUUCAAAGUCUGAUUAUUUUCCUCAACUGGUUUGUCGUCAGCAUGGUUUAUUAUGGUCUGUCAUUAAAUAGUGUGAACCUUGGUGGAAACAUUUUCCUAAAUUUCUUCUUCAUAGGCCUAGCAGAGUUUCCAGCUUAUUUCCUUUGUAUACUUAUUAUUGAUAAAGUUGGUCGAAAGCCAGUUUACUGUACAUCAAUGAUUCUGGGUGGAAUAUCGUGUGUAUCAUCACUGGUCACCAUGAUGUAUCUUAAGGAAUACAUUGGGUUUACCAUCGCUUUGACAACCUUCGGUAAAUUCAAUUUGGCAGCCUCUUUUGCUGUGAUCUACGUCAUUUCCGGUGAACUUUUUCCAACUGUCAUUCGAAAUGGUGCUGUCGGGACGAGUUCCUGUUUCGCAAGAAUCGGUGGUAUGGUGGCACCAUAUGUUGCAGAAGCAUCAAAUGUCUUAGCAAGUCCCUAUAAUCAAUUAGUUCCUUCGUUGUGCUUUGGUAUAUCAGCCAUCAUUGCCGGAUGUUUUGCUCUCAUUCUGCCGGAAACACUAAACAGGCAUCUUCCCGAUGAUAUUGCAGAAGCAGAAAAUCAAGAAAGUGAAGGAUCGUCUAUCCUUGACAAACGAACGCUGUCACUGUCUGAACAAGGAAACCACGUCCAGUAUACAGAAUUGAAAACCUUUGACAACAAAGUUUGAAUGAUUUCAUCCAUCGAACGAGUGCUAUCUUUUACUUAUUUUACUUUCUAUUAUUACCCUGAAAAUAAAGGGCGAUGAACUGACAGAAUCGUUAGAGCUUCGGACAAAAUACUUUGUGACGUUUGUUCUAGUUCUUUACGUUCUCGCCGAGGUCAGCUUAGCCUUUCAUCUGUCCAUAGUCGAUAGAAAUAAAUUACUAGUUCAGUGGUGGAGUUUAUUUUUAACGACUAUUUAAACGACUAAACGCAAUUUUGCGAUCUUGUGCCUAUAACAGAUAUCAUUAUUACCUUUAAAAUAUAACAGGAAAUAAGAAUAAAAUACAUCGAAAGAACUCUAAAAAUUUAAAUUAUUCUACUGAUCCUCAAAAACAAAAAGAAGAUACUAUUACACUUGUUUCUAGUCCUGUUCUUGUUAUUUUUUAACAAACGAUUCCUUUAGAUAUGUGAUAAAACUAGUUCCCUGUAUAACUCCGAUGAACUCCCACAACACAACAACGCAAAUAAUAAUCAUACUAGCUAGUCUAAAUUUAUUGAAUAAGUUUUAAUAAAAAUAAAUCUUCAUCUUGAUCGUCUAGUUCUUUGAUCAUAUUCUUCAUCAGACCAUUAGUAAACAUUUCCAUCGCUCUUUAACAAAGUGACUUUUACCAAAGUGGCAAAGCAUAAACAUUAGAUUUCAGUAAUCUAAAAGCAAAGCAAAAAUGUAAAGAAAACAUUAUUGAACUUAGAAAUAUUUCUUUCAACAUUAUUUUGUCUUUUAGUAUCCAGUCAUAUACAAUGAACAGUAUUUUUGAGGAAUCUUUGGGGGUGGGGGAGUGGGAUAGAAUCCUAAAAAACUGAUGGCAAUGCUCAUUUUUUUUUUCACUCUUGAAUGACAUAAUCAGCAUUUUUGUUACACUCAUUAUCAUGUUUUCCUUUUAUUUGAUCAAAAACUUUUUUGGUAAUAUUUAUCGCCUUAUUAAAUAAAAAUUAUUUUAUAAAAA